Molecule: messenger RNA, 3913 nt
Organism: Carcharodon carcharias (great white shark)
Lineage: Eukaryota; Metazoa; Chordata; Chondrichthyes; Lamniformes; Lamnidae
Gene: tmem62
Product: transmembrane protein 62
Exons: 14
Coding region: 7-2007 (666 amino acids)
Molecular function (GO): hydrolase activity
Source: RefSeq, a predicted model, not a curated record
AGUACAAUGGUUGUCAGGGAACUGGGUGUCACCCCGAACCUGCCCCAUUCCACUGCCGCCGAUCGCUGGCCGAGGAUGUACCGUCUGUUCAGCGUAGUGAUCGCGGCCGGCCUGCUGCUGGCCUGUCUCACCGCCUAUGUCUUGGAGAAUUACACUGUGCAGCCUGCCUUUAUCGAGAGUGGCGGCGUGCACCCGCGGACCGGUCAGCCCCCUUACCCGGGCCGGGCCAUGGACAACAUCUUCUGGUUCCUACAGGUGUCUGACCUCCAUAUCAGUAGGUUUAUAGAUCCCCAAAGAACCCCUGACUUUAAGAAAUUUUGCACAGAGACCAUUGAUGUAAUUAAGCCAGCAAUCGUUUUCGUCACAGGAGAUCUGACAGAUGCUAAGACACAGAACAGGAUCGGAUCUGUUCAACACGAGGUCGAAUGGCAAACCUAUCAGGCAAUCUUGAAACAAUCUAGCGUUUUGGAAAAGACAAAGUGGAUCGAUAUCAAAGGAAAUCAUGACACCUUCAACAUUCCAUCACUUGAGAGCAUCAAUAACUACUACAGGAAAUAUUCUGCCCAUCGUAAGGAUGGUUCCUUCCAUUAUGUACAUCAAACUCACUUUGGAAAUUACUCCUUCAUCUGUGCUGAUGCCACCCCAAGUCCUGGUCCCAAAAGACCAUUCAAUUUCUUUGGGUUCUUGAACCAGAAUAAAAUGGAUGAAUUGUCAAAGCUAGCAUCUGAAACAGUCAACAGUAAUCAAACCAUUUGGCUUGGCCAUUACACCACCUCCACUAUCAUCUCUGCCUCUCCCGGAAUACAUCAACUCAUGAGCUCUGCUAUCGCAUACCUGUGUGGACACUUACAUGCACUGGGUGGUCUCAUGCCUGUUCUGCACAGCAGAAAUGCACAAGGGACACUGGAAUUGGAGCUAGCCGACUGGAUGGACAACCGGAAAUACCGUUUAGUGGCAUUUGACCACGAUCUGUUUAGCUUUGUGGACCUGAAGUUUGACAAGUGGCCAGUAGUUCUCAUCACAAAUCCAAAGUCUGCUGUAUACAGUAGCCCAAGACAUGAGCCCCUGGGGAAAAUCAAGCAUUCUACACAUAUCCGGGUUCUAGCCUUCUCCCCAUCACAAAUCACUUCGGUCUUAAUCAGUAUUGAUGGUAUCGCUUUAGGCAAUGCGGUCCACAUCGGAGGCCCACUCUUCUCGAUAGUCUGGAGGGCCGAGGAUUACAGCAAAGGAAUACACUACAUUGAAGUCAGAGCACAGGACAUAGCUGGAAGACUUACAGUUAAAGGUCACGACUUUGCAGUGGAAGAGAUAAACCUCCUCCCUUUUGAUAUUAUGGCCUCAUUCAUCCUCCUGGCUCCUCAUUACAUUAUGGCCAGGGUUAUCUUUGUUCUGGUUUUUCUGGCUAAUAUCAUCAUUCUUGUCACCUUCCGAUACCAAAGAAAACCACAGCUUAAAGAGAGCCCUGGUGUCUUCAGUCUGACAACAUUUUCAUUUCAUAUAUUGUGCAAGACCAACAUAUUCUUCUAUCCUGUAUUGCUGUUUACUUGCUACGUAGCUUUGGGGCCCUGGUUUGUUGGUGAGGUAAUAGAUGGCCAAUUUGGCGCCUGCUUUGUCUUUGGGAUCGUAGUGGAUGGUCACUUCUUGGAGGGAAGCCUGACUUUCAUCUUUGGAAUCAUUCAGCUGACAUUUUUUAACAUUCCACUGAUGUGCUACCUGUGCUGGUGUCUACUCCUUCGAUGUCGAGGGGCCUGCUUUCGGUCACACGUCAAGUACACUGGGUGGAUUCGCACUGUCCCCAUGCACAUCUUCAUAGUGGCACUUCUCUUGUGGCAAGUCUACAGCUGCUACUUUCUGCUGAUAACUUAUGGGACAGCUGCCUUCUUCCUGUCUCCAGUAAGGACGUGGUCAGUUCUCUUGGCCCUGGUCCUUACGUACAAGGCUUGGACUCUCAACAACUCCUUCAUCAGAACAUUUAAAGCCGAAAUGAAGAACUGCCCCUACUCCUGAAGGCUGGUUGGGGACAGCCCGAGAGCUGAACACACAACGAUUGAACAUCUCGACUGCUAGUCACAAAUCUCAAACAAGUCUAUCAAAAUCACAUGGGAUGAUUGAAGAUUAAUGCUAUCAAGUAAUUCCUUCCAUUACCCUCCUCAAAAUCAACUACAAUAAGGGAAACAAGCUUGAAAUCUACUUAAAUGCAAAUGGAGAUGAUUUUCAAGAGAGGGCCUGGUAGAGGCGGCUCAAAUUUUACCUCAUCGUCACACCAAGUAUCUUUUUACAAUGCCUGCUGGUCGGAACCUGGGGGGGUGGGGGGUGUGUGUGUGUGUGUGUGUGUGUGUGUGUGUUCGUGUAUGUGUGUGUUCGUGUGUGUGCUGCCGUGUAUGUUUGUGUGUGUGUGUGCUGCCAUGUAUGUUUGUGUGUGUGUGUGCUGCCGUGUAUGUUUGUGUGUUGCCCCCUAGGGAAAAAAAUACAUUGCAUCCACAAUAUUUCUUCAUUUCAGGACUUGAGUGGAUCGAAUAAAGCAGCUGCUGCUGUUCCUGAUCUCUGUAUUGUUUUACAAGAACAAUGUGCACCACAGAAGAGACAAGGGGUCCUUUAAAGAAUGAGGGGUGUUGAACACAAUGUUAAUAAUAUUUGUUAGGUGUAAUUCUUCUGAUUAAUUUAAUUUAGAAACAAAUUCAACUUUGUGAGACAAAAAGCAAAAUGCUGCGGAUGCUGGAGAACUGAAUUAAAACAGAAAUCGUUAGAAAACAAUCAGCAAGUUCCAACAGCAUCUAUGAAAUGUCAUCAAUCUGAAACAACAAAUGUUUGCCUGUACUGAGAGAGAGCUGCCCUACGAGAGGUGCCAUCUUUUGGAUGAGAUGUUAAACCGAGGCCCUGUCUGUCCCCUUCACAUGGAUGUAAAAGAUUGUGUUGCUAUUUCAAACGAGCAGGAGAAUUUUCCUGGUGACCUGCCCAAUCCCUCAACCAAAAAGAAAGACUUGUAUUUAUAUAGUGCCUUUCACAACUACCACAUGUCUCAAAUAUUUUUGAAGUAGAGUCACUAUUGUAAUGUAGGAAAUACGGCAGCAAAUUUGCAUGCAGCAGUGUGAUAAUGACCAGUUAAUCUGUUUUAAUGACAUUGAUUGAGUGAUAAAUAUUGGCGAGACUGCAGGGAGAACUCCCCCGCUCUUAUUCAAAAUAGUGCCAUGGGAUCUUUUAUGUCCACUUUAGAAUGCAGAUGGAGUCUUGGUCUGAUGUCUCAAAUGAGAGACAGAGUCUCAAAGUGCAGCACUACCUCAAUUCUGCACUGACAUGUCAGCCUUGUGUUUUGUGCUCAAGCCCUAGAGUGGGGCUUAAACCCACAACCUUCUGACUCUAAGGGAAGAGUGCUAUCAACAGAGACACAGCUGGCCUUUAAAAAAACAAAAAAUCAGAUUAUCUGAUCAUUAUCACAUUGCUGUUUGUAGGACAUUGCUGUGUGUCAAAAUUGGCCGCUGCAUUUUGCUAUAUUACACCAGUGAAUAUUGACUGUAAGGUGCUUUGGGAUAUCCAGAGGCUGUAACAGGCACUAUAGAAAUUAAAGCUCCUUUUUUUCUCUCCACAGAUGCUGCCUUACAUGCUGAGCAUUUCCAGCAUUUUCUGUUUCUCUUGUUAAUUUGGUGAGUUUAUCUCACUGAAUGUUGUAAUCAUACGGUAAAGAAUUCUUUAAACAAUUUAUAAAAUGACUACCCAGAGAAGCACUGAAUCAAAACUCUUAUACUUUGGGAACACUUUCAUUUUGGGAACAUUAUUUGCAUUUUGAACAUAAAAGUUAAAUCACCUGGACCUUCUUGCAUGGAGGAAUUCCUGUUUACACUUUAUUGCUUGUCACCCUGGAACAUAUUUUGAAAAAAAUAAAUGCCGUUUAGGUGUUGUCAAAUCUAGUAUAAAA